ACCACGUGUUGGAGGGCAGACGGAGGAGAAGAGGUCCAGAACUGCGCUUUCUUCUGCUCCAUCAGCCUCUCAAGUCUGUGGCUCCGCGUCGAGCCCUGAAUUGAUGGCUUCGCUUGCGUUUUUAUUGCCUUCUCGCACUUCCCGGAACAGCCGUGAAAUGUUAUCUCUGUAGUUCUGAGCCGCGCUGAUGAUGUAUGCUCGUACAAUUUGGCUGGAAGCUGAGAGAUGAUGAUGAGGGUGAUGAUGACGAUGAUGAUGUUGGUGGUGAAGGAGAAAGUGCUCUCGCUGUGAGGACUGUUGGACUAGUUGCAUUUCGCUUGUGCUAAGACUCUACGCGACAGGACGACCGUUAGGAAAACAGACAGAAGAUCUGAUGGAGUGAUUUCUGAGAGACUACAGACGAAUCUGAGUGCUUAAAGUUGCACUCUCCACUUCCUCGAUUGGUGGGCAUGGUCCAAACAGGAGCGUGUUAUGACAGACAUGUCUGAGGAGAAAAUGAAUUGUACCAUCGAAAACCAGAUACACCAGUACCUUUUCCCCAGCACUUACAUCCUGGUCCUGCUGGUGGGUCUUCCAGCUAAUGCAUACUCACUGUACCAUGCCUGGCUGCAGCUGAGGGCCCGCAACGAGCUGGGCAUCUACCUCUUCAACCUGACUGUGUCUGACCUGCUGUACCUGGCCUCACUGCCCUUCUGGCUACAGUAUUUCUUUCAGGGCGACAACUGGCAGUAUGGCGAGUUGGCGUGCAAGAUGUUUGGCUUCUUACUCUAUGAGAACAUCUACAUCAGCAUCGGCUUCCUCUGCUGCAUCUCCAUUGACCGCUACCUGGCUGUGGUUUACCCACUGCGCUUCACAUCCCUCCGCACCAUGAAAGCGGCAAUGUUGAUCAGUGCUGUGGUGUGGCUCAAAGAACUGUGCAUGAGCGUGGUUUUCUUCUCCCAUAAUGAACUGAGUACAGACAUGUUGAACCAUUCUGUGUGCUUUGAGCACUACCCUAUGAAGACCUGGGAAUGGUCGGUCAACUACUAUCGUUUCUUUGUGGGCUUCCUGUUCCCUCUGGGGAUCUUGUCCUUGUCAUACUUCAGAGUGCUGCGGGCGGUGGGCAAGAGUGCUGGGACACAGACGGCUCAGAAGACCCGAAUCAAGAACUUGGUGACCAGCACCAUCAUCAUCUUCCUGGUGUGCUUCUCGCCGUAUCAUGUUUUCUUACUGGUGCGGACAGCCUUAGAGCGGGAAUGCUCCUUCACUCAGAAAAUAUUCAACUCCUACCACUUCUCUCUGCUGCUCACCAGCUUGAACUGUGUGGCCGACCCAAUGCUCUACUGCUUUGUAAGCGAAAGUGCCCAGCGCAGCAUCCAACAGGUCGCGGAGGCCUGCGGCCACGCCCUCUGUUGCUGUAAAUGCGACGGCAGCUACAGCACAGACUCUAAUGAAGCUGCGGCACCCAUUGACAAUGCUGUAGGAACCUCAGUGGUGACGCUGUUGCACCAGACCAAAACUGAAAUCUGAAUACCUGUGGUUUCUCAUAAGAAUUUCCAUCGAACCGCAGGGGUGCAAGAGGAAAUGUCAGGCCAAAGGUGUUUGUAUGGGUUAUUAUGUGAUGAACACAAGUGUUAUACCUUACUAAUGCUUUGUAUAUGCGUAUAUGCUCCUCUUUAUUCCAAAACUGAGUUAAACAAUUAUUGAUUUUGUAGUGUAUGCAGUGUAACUCUCAGGGACUGCUGUCGUGACAAUUACUGAUGGUUGACAUUUGAGGUUUGAGGCAGGAACUGGCCUUUGCUCCAGCAUUUCUUUUUCUUAAGCAGAUUUCCAAAAACAUUUCCACGACUAAAACCAUCACUGAGCUUGAAGGCAGAAAUAUAUACUUCUUUCAUAUAAGUAUACAUCAUACAAAGUAUAGACUUCUCAUGUAUGGAACUGACAUAAACUAUAGAUACAAGAAGAGCUAGCCCUGGAGGCGGAUUAGAAACAUUUAUGCAGCAUACUGAGUGAAAAUACUUUGAGGAACGUAUACAGGAUGGAACCCAUACAUGAAGGGGAACUCCUCAUUAUGGAUAACACAUGUGAACAAAGAACUUGAAAGGCAGUCACUUAAAGAAGACAGUCACAAGAAAUCCUGGAAGUUCCAUCUGCCAGAACAGAGGGAAUGAACUGAGGUCCUUGAGGCACAAUGCAGCUAUCAAGCUUGGUGGUGGUGUGUUAGUGAUGUGUGUGUGUGUGUAUAAUGUAUGUGGUCUUUCAGAUCAGCAAAAAGAUGAACGAAGUAAAAAAAAUCACAGCAAAAUGACAUUUUCUUUGCUAUUUUCUCAUUUGCACUAUGUUUACAAUAGAGUACAUAGUACAUGUUCUUCAUGCAUGUUUUGAACUGUAUACAUGAUAUUCAGAAUAUGUGUAUUUUCAUACAUUCAUAUCAUGGUUGAUGUUCAGAGUUACUGGGUCUGUCUCUCAAAGCAUAGCUAACUAGGUCAGGUUUCCUGAUCAGACUUUUAGCUUGAGCUGUCUGGCAGCAUCCAUAACACUUGUACUAACAAGUUCCGUCAGCACAAAGAAAAGUUUAGACGUACACAGAGAAGUAUAUUUGAAACAUUUAAAACAUAAACGGCCUCUACAAGCCAGACAUACAUUUUUGAGAAGUGAAGUCAUUUAGUCUCGUAGUUAAAGAGGAGGAUAAGCUAAAGUUACACAACGUUUUUAUAGUGCAUUAAUUUACAGCAUACAAGAAAUAGUCUAAUCAUGUUUCAUAGGAAAGCAAAUGUAGCAUUAGCAGUCGUUUUUUUAAUGCAGCCUAAAUUUGACCAUUUCUACCUGAGUGAGGAGUUGAACCCCAGCCUGGUUGUCUUUUAAGAUAACUUGAAUGCAACAAUACAAUGAAUGGCAUAAUAUUCAUUUUACACACAAGUGUGCACAGUCCAGUUUAAUCUGACUGAUUUAUCAAGUUAACUGUUAGCAGCUAACUAGUUAACCAUGGAUAACUGAUUAUUCUGUAUUAUUUAUCAUUAUACAUCAUUAAAACACCUUCCUAUCAUUCUUAAUCUAAUUCAGACUAAUUUACUGCCAGCAUCGUUCUCACUUCAGGUUUAUUUUGAGGAGUUCUGCAGAAGUGUUUCCCUCACAUGAUGGAGUUUAGAAUGUUUAGAAAUACUCAUGACUGGCUGAGAAGUGUGUCAGGGAAAAGUGUCCACCUCCACUAGACGGAAAGCUCCGAUUGGCAAGAAGUACGGCUCUGAUUUGUCCCAGAGCUGUUUACAUUCCAUAACCAAAAUUUUUGCUGCCUUCAAGUAAUGCUGGAAAUAUAUAUCAUAUUUGCAAGAUGAGCACAUAGGAAAGCCACCACAGUGUUGUAACGACUCGUGGGAAACUGGGAUUUUUCAGUGAGCUCAGACCUUCUGAGUUGUGGGCGUCAACAAAAAAAGCAAUAGAAAUCUACAUGUGAAAAAACAGAUAAGAGGACAUGCUGUAAGAUGUUUCUAACUGGAUAACAGCAUUACUCAACUACUCAUCUCAUUGUGCAUCCUGUGGUAUAUAUUUUGUUGCAGUAAUGCAAAAUAACCUGUGAUAACAGAAAAACAAAAGUAAACAAAAAUACAUGAUUUAUAAUGGUCUUUAAGAGGUCCACAUAGCCUCAAACUUCAAGAUCUGUUAACAAAGAGCUUGAGUUGUACAGUUAUUAAUGGUAGUUCAAACUAUCCACAUAAUGGAUUAUGAAGCUUUCUUCUAGAGGCAUUAUCAGUGUUUGAUCAGUGGGCUUUCCAACGUGUUUGUAACAGGCCGGCGUUUCAGACACAAACUCUAGAGUGCACACACAAAACCAAAGAAGCUGGUGGAAGCCAAGCAAACUGACCAGUAGCAUAUUUAUACAGUCCAAGGACAAAACAACAGGGACUCAAAGCUCCCCACCCCCCCCACUCUCCUUCCAGGGUUGCCGGUUGAGACAUAUUCAGGGUUAAAUUGAACCAAAGUUUAAAGUCAGCCAACUAAGCAAAAAGUUGUGUUGUAUGAGACAGGCCCUGGUACACUGUUUCUGUUUAUAUUCUAUGUUUAUUGAUAUGAAGCACUACUUUCCCGGUGUGCCUGUUAAUCUAUAAAUUUAGUUUUGCAAUUUGAAAUUCAGUAAUGUGGGCCAAG
Messenger RNA from Pygocentrus nattereri (red-bellied piranha), 4125 nucleotides. RefSeq names its product ovarian cancer G-protein coupled receptor 1 (gene gpr68). The transcript has 3 exons. Gene Ontology annotation, cellular component: membrane. Bases 472 to 1509 code for a protein of 345 amino acids. The record is from RefSeq and is a predicted model, not a curated record. NCBI's taxonomy places the organism in Eukaryota, Metazoa, Chordata, Actinopteri, Characiformes, Serrasalmidae. Gene Ontology annotation, biological process: G protein-coupled receptor signaling pathway; cellular response to pH. Gene Ontology annotation, molecular function: G protein-coupled receptor activity.